AUGGAGACCUACUUGGCUCCACUUGUCCUGUUGAUCUCGACGGCAGCGCGUCCGGACGCACGAGUAUUGUGCCUCCAGAAGUUGCAGCCACGCAUUAUAAAUGGAACGCCCAUCAAUAUUGAGGAUGCACCCUGGCAGGUGGCAAUAUUGAAUGAUAGCGCACCUCAUUGUGGCGGCUCAAUUUACAGCGAGGAUAUCAUUAUAACUGCGGCCCAUUGUGUGGUGGGUAUUGCUGAGGAACACUUGACAGUCCGGGCCGGAUCCGCACAGCAGUUGUCUGGUGGUCAGCUUGAGCAGGUUGCCGCCAUUGUAAGCCAUUCAGCUUACGAUCCAAAAACGACCGAUAAUGAUAUCGCUGUUGUGCGGCUAGCUCAUCCGCUUGAAUUUGGGCCAUUAGUGCAACAAAUUCCCUUGGCCACGGAAAUUCCCGAAAACGGAGCCGACGCGUUUGUAACAGGUUGGGGCAACAUAGGCCUUGAAUACCCAGAAGACUUGCAUGGGGUAAAGGUUCAAAUGAUCGACCAUGAGAUCUGCGCAUUGACCAAAUAUCCUAUGAUGGGUUAUAAAAUCACUGAGGACAUGAUCUGUGCUGCCGGAGAAUUAAAAGAUGCUUGCGAUGGUGAUUCUGGCGGCCCUUUGGUAUAUAAUGGAGAACUUGUUGGUGUUGUUUCUUGGGGUAGGGGCUGCGCCACGCCAGGAUAUCCAGGAGUUUAUGCCAAUGUUGCACAUUUUCAUGACUGGCUGCUGGACACCAUCGAGAACAUUCAGUAA
Messenger RNA from Drosophila novamexicana, 771 nucleotides. Its product is annotated as trypsin alpha-3-like. Bases 1 to 771 code for a protein of 256 amino acids. NCBI's taxonomy places the organism in Eukaryota, Metazoa, Arthropoda, Insecta, Diptera, Drosophilidae. Gene Ontology annotation, molecular function: serine-type endopeptidase activity. Gene Ontology annotation, biological process: proteolysis. The record is from RefSeq and is a predicted model, not a curated record. The transcript has a single exon.